Molecule: messenger RNA, 6673 nt
Organism: Lethenteron reissneri (Far Eastern brook lamprey)
Lineage: Eukaryota; Metazoa; Chordata; Hyperoartia; Petromyzontiformes; Petromyzontidae
Product: unconventional myosin-XVI-like
Cellular component (GO): myosin complex
Molecular function (GO): ATP binding; cytoskeletal motor activity; protein binding
Source: RefSeq, a predicted model, not a curated record
UCCCCCUCCCCUCAUCCCCCUAGCCCAGGUGACUCCACCGUCACCACCGCUUCUCCCACUCCUCUCCUCCAGUCCUUGUCGCAAUUGAGAGAGAGAGGGGGAGAGAGAGGGAGGGGAGAAUGCGCUCACUCUCCCCCUCCCUUCCGCUCCCUCCCCGUGGGGAGAGUGAGAGCGUGGGGUGGGAGGGAGGACACAGGCAGUAGGAGAGAGGGAAGAGAGAGAAAGAAAGAGGUGUAGAGAGAGAGAGAGAGUCAGAGAGAGGUGGAAGAGAGAAAAUAAUCGAGGGAGAGAGAUCAAGAGAGAGGGCGGGGGAGUGCGAGGGAGCUCCGUGGAGCUCGCCUGUUCUGCGUGCGGUGCUGGAGGAUUCCUCCGCUCCGUUGUCUCUGCUCCGUUGUCUCCACUUCGCUGUCUCUGUUUUCGCAAUGGACGCACGGUGGUUGGAGCGAGCCGCCUCGCUCUGCGGACUCUGCCCCAGCACUGCGGGCUGCCUGCAGCUGUGCCAGGCGCUGAACGCCUGCGACAUGGAAAUCGACCAGAGGCUGCUUGACUCGCUGCCUCCGAGCCAGCGCCAGCGGAUCGUCAAGCGGCUCCGCUCGGAGCAGCUCCGUGCCUACAACCAGCGAGAGAGGGACCAGCCGCAGCCGCCUCCGCCGUCACCGCCGCCGCCACCGCAGCAGUCCCACCAGGAGGUCCCGGCGCUGUCCACGCGAGUCCGCGUGGCAACCACCGCGCCAAAUGCCGCCGUUCUCACUUCGAUUGCGGCUCUUAGACGGCACUCGGUGCAGGACGAUGGCGGCAGUGGCAGCGUGGUGCGUGGGGCGGCCGGAGGGCCGGGUGCGACGGUGGCGGCCUCGGCGGCGGCUGCAGCGUCGAGGGGGAAGAGACGCGCCGAGCGGUGGCACCGCCGAGUGAGGUUUAGCGCCGGCGUCAUCGCGCGGGACGCCAUCGAGAGGAUGGAUGACAAGGAAGUGUUUGCUCUGCUGGACCAAGGGCUGGACCCGAAUGAGACGAGUCCCGUGGGAGACUCCUUCCUGCACCAGGCGGCGCGCCACGGGAACGAGGUGGCGGCGCUAGCGCUGCUGGGGAGGGGGGCGCGCGUGGAGGAGCGCGACGGCGACGCGUGGACGCCGCUCCACGCGGCUGGCGCCGGGGACCAGCCCCACCUCGUCGGCCUCCUCCUGCACGCUGGGGCGGACCUCCUGGCCACCGACUGCGACGGGCGACUGGCGUGCGACCACACUCCACGUGGCUCCGAGAGCGACACCAUCGUGCGAGCGUGGCAGAGCCACAGUGGGCUGGCAGAGUUGGCGCUGGAGGAGGCUCGUGGGCGCCGUGACGCCGCCACCCUGGCGGGCGCGCGGCUCCUCGUGUCAGAGGGCGCACACAGGGUGGACCAGCAGGACGAGCGCGGGGUCACCGCGCUGCACACCGCCUGUGUGUUUGGCUGUGUGCCGGCGGUGCGGCUGCUGCUGGAGGCCGGCGCCGACCCGGACCGCCCGGACAGCACUGCCUGGGGGCCCCUGCACUUAGCAGCCAAAUACGGACAGGCCAGGGUGGUGCGGUUACUGCUGAGGCACGGAGCCGACCCCACAGCUCUCAACUGCAACCAAAAUCAGCCAGCCGAGGUGGCGUCGUCGGACUUCGUCCGUGAGAUGCUGGUGCAAGGCCAGGAGGAGUGGCAGGAGAGGGGGGGGCGGCCACGGGGGGCCGCGGUGGGUGGCACAGGGGUGGGGGAGGAGGAGCAGGAGGGGGGGGAGCAGGAGGGGGCGUACGAAGAGAUCCUACACGACGACUUCGUGCCAGCGAAGCGCCGGGACCCGUGGGGGCCCUCCCCGAGCCGGCGUGACGCCUGGAGGGAGCGCCGGGCCAUGUUCGGUGAGGGCCCAGGGCGCUCCGAGCCGGCGACGGUGGUGACGGCGGCGACGACGGCGCCGGAGGAGGCCGGAGAGGGCGGAGAGGCAGCCACCUGCAACGGAAACUUCACCCUGAGACAGGUGCGUCUGACGCCCCCGUCCCCCAGCGACGACGUGGCGACGCUGGAGGAGCUCACGGAGAGGAGCCUCCUAUACGAGCUGGAGAAGAGAUUCCAGCGGCAGCAGCUCUACACAUACAUCGGAGACAUCCUGCUGGUGCUCAACCCCUUCCGGGAGAUGUCCAUCUACUCCAAGAUGGUCUCCCAGCUCUACCUGAGCCACUCUGGCAAGCUGUGGGCGACGCUGCCCCCGCACGUGUUCGCUGUCGCCGAGCGAGCAUACCACGCCCUGCGCCGGGAGCGACGCUCGCAGGGCUUCAUGCUCAGUGGGGAGAGCGGCUCGGGGAAGAGCGAGAGCUGCCGGCUGCUCAUCCAGCACCUCCUCCACCGCUCGCAGGCGCCCGCCAGUGGACUCGCCGACAAAAUCUCCCACGCCCACACGAUCCUAGAGGCGCUGGGAAACGCGUGGACGGUGCUCAACCCCAGUGCCAGUGCCUUCACCAAACAUGUGGAGCUGCAGUACAGUCACGUGACCGGCUGCCUGCUGGGCGCCAGCGUGCGUGUCUACCUGCUGGAGACUUGGCGCCUGGGCUGGGCCCGAGGCUCCGGGUGGAGUUUGGCGGCGUUCCGGCUGCUGCUGGAGGGGCUCCCUGCAGAGCAACGAGCGCGCUACUGCCUGCUGUCUGCCACCGCUCACCGGUUCCUGUCCCAGAACGCUGGGGGGCAGCAGGGGGAGGGGGGUGAGGGUGCGGCUGCGGUGGGCGGCACUUCCGAGGCCAGGCACAGGUUCCUGGCCUUCCAGGAGGCCCUGGCGGCCUUCGGGUUCACAGACGCCGAGACGGAGUGCGUGCUGGCGCUGCUGGCUGCCGUUCUGCACCUGGGCGAUGUCCCCAUCACCCCCUCCCCCUACGAGGACGGCACCAGCUGGGCUCACCUGCCCUCCACGUGGCAGCUCCAGAUGGUCGGCGGUCUCCUGCAGGUGAAGCCCAAGGAGCUGGGAGUGGCGCUCGCAACGAGCAGUCGCAUCGUCAGAGGUGAGAUGGUGUGCCGCCGCGUGCUGGUGAGCGAGGCUGAGCGAGUGAGGGAUCUGCUUGCUCAGUCUCUCUACUCGCGCCUCUUCUCUUACAUCGUCCACCUCGUCGACACACAGACGCGAGCGCAGCACAAUGGCGAGCUGGUGCGAGGCAUCGCGGUGCUCGACUACCCCGGCCUGCACACGUCCGGCGGUGGUGGCACCAACACCAACACCUUUGAGCAGCUGUGCUCCACCUUGCUGGUGGAGCGCCUGCAGUACCACGCACACCGUGCCACCUUUGCCCUGGAGUGGAGCCAGUGCCAGGAGGAGGGCAUCGCCAUGGAGACGACCCCACCUCCACCACCCAGCAACUGCCAAGUCUUGCAGUUAUUCUUCCAGGCCCCUGGCGGAUUCCUCUCCCUAUUGGACGCUGAGUCGGAGGCUGCCAGCCAAUCGGACGAGGUGGAAGGAGGCCUGCCGUGCAGGCUCCGCCUCCUGCUGCAGGCCACGCCCCUCAGAAACUCCGUUGCGUUGGCGACCCACGACGGCAACGGAAACACGCCGCCCACCGGGGAUUGUGGGAUCUCGUUUGUGGUGCGCCACUUUGCUGGCAAGGUGACCUAUGACUUGAGCGGGGUCGUAACCCGCAACAGGCUGGAACUCCCACACCAAGUGACCUCACUCCUGAAAGUGAGUCCCAGCGUGCUGGUGAGCCGCCUGUUCCGCGCUCGCCUCUCCCGCACCGGCACCCUCGCCGACUGCGCUCUCUCCCGGCACGCACCGGGGAGAUCCCAUAAUGCACCGUCGAUGCCGCCCGCCGGUGGUGCAGCCUCCCUCGAUCCUGCCAGCGUCGCCGGUCUUCCGUCCGAACGCGACGAGGACGAGUUUGGCGAGGCUGCGUCUGAGCAGGUUUACUCGGGGUCCGUCCACUCAACCCCGACUCGCUGCACGCAGCUCACAUCCUCGGUGCGUGAGAUCCUAGGCCUGCUGCGUCCGUGCAGCCUGCACGUGGUGCUGUGUGUGCGUCCCACCGCGGCGGCCCCCCGAGCCCUCCCCACGGCAGCGCCCCCCCCGAGCCCUCCCUUCCAUCCUGAAGUCGUCGCGCGGCAGCUGAGGACGCUGGGGGUGGUCGCCAUGGCGCGCGCUCGUCGCCACGGAUACGCGGCACGCGUCCCCAUCCCAGAGUUCCUGCAGAGGUACGCCGAGCUGACGGCACUGGUGUGGAGUGCACGGAGACCCGGGCAGCGAGACGCUGACGCGUGCCAGGCAGUGCUACAGGUGGCAAAGCUCCAGGGCUGGCAGGUGGGAGUGUCGCGUGUGCUGCUCAAGUACUGGCAGGGCGACCACCUCGCUGCACUCUGCCUGCAGCUGAGACGCAAGAUCGUCAUCUGCCAGCAGGCGGUGCGCCGGUUUGUGCACUGGCGGCGCCGCUGCCGCACAAUGAGUGUGCACCGGCAGGAGGCGGUGGUGACACGCGAGUUUGUGACAGGCGUGGAGGACGCGUGCCUGCGUGUCUACGACUCGCUCGUCAUCCAGAACGCCUCAGACAUCGCGCGUGAGAGUGACCGCCUGCGCUCCGAGACGCACCGCGCCUAUCUGCGGGAUAAGCUUCAGCGGUGGCGCCGCGAGGAGGAGACGCGGCAGCGAGCGUCGUCUCCGCUCUCCCCCGCUAGAGAGCCGGCGCCCCCAUGGGGUCCCCUUCCCGACGACGCAGGGACCGUCGUCGCCCGGCAACCGUUGCCGCGGCAACGUGCAGAGUUGGAUGGCGGCGAUGGCGAAGUGGGGACCGUGGUUGCACGGCAACCGUGUCCAUGGCAACACGGGGACGAGGAGGAGGAGGAGGCGAUGAUGAUGAUGCAAGGGUGUCAGAGGGAGGAGCGUGAGGCCACGCCCACCCCAGCAUCUCCAAUGCCAAGGCGACGUGCGGAGGAGGGAGGUGGGUCCCCGUUACCACGGCGACGGGCGGAGGAGGGGGGCGGGUCCCCGUCACCAAGGAGACAAGCCCCUCCCCCCAAGCCCAAGAGGGAUCCCGGCACCAGGCUCAGCCAAUCGACGGAGGCCGUGAGCGGAGGCUCUGCCCCCGAGGAGCCAGCCAGGAGCCCUGCUGAGAACGGCGCAGGAUCGGGGAAGCCGCGGCCACACAGCGACGAGUUCUGCUCCAUCAAGAAGCAGCCGCCUCCCAAGCCCAAGCGACACCCGGAGACGCGGCUCAGCAGCUCCCAUGAGGACAUGCGCCGGCGCGCCGGAAGCGCCGGUGCCGAGAUGGAGCGGGCGCGCUCCUCCUCCUCCGCCGCCACCACCGUGCCUGCGAGUGACUCCCAGCUGCUCCUCCACCAGCAGCACCGGCAGCAGCCUCACAAGCAUCCCCAUCAUCAUCAGCAGCAGAAUCACCAUCAGCUAGCUGCCGCUGUGGCAAGUUGCCCGUCGGUAACGGCGCUGAGAGAUCAAAAAUCUGGUCGCUCGUCCCCUCCAAUGCCAUGUAGUACCAGCGGCCGUCGCUUUGCGGAACUGGAGCAGGCGGCCCGGCACAGUGACAGUGCCGGUGACGGUGAGGAGGAUGAGGAGCCGGUGUACGCCGAAAUGCUGUGCGUCGCCGCGCCGACAGACGGGAACGGCAAGGGCGGCGCCAUCGCCCUCGCCGAUGGUGCCUGCGACGAUGACGACAACGAUGACGAUGAAGAGGGAGAUGGAAUCUAUGAGGAGAUGCGGUUCGUGGCGCCAGAUGAUGGGCCAGCGCCGGAGUCAGCGGAGGCCAGCGCGAUCCCGGCGCCGUUCCCAGACCUGCCCCCAUACCGCCCGCCCCUGCUCGUGUUCCCGCCGGCACCGACGCGCUGCUCGCCCAACUCGGAUGAGUCCCCGCUCACGCCCAUCGAGGUGACGCGGCUCCUGCAGCUUGAGAGCACGGGCAAGGGGCGAGCCGAGCAGCAGCAGCGGGGGAGGGAGCACAGGACUAAACACCACCACAACCACCAUCAGAAGCACCACAACAACCACAGGCAACAGCAGCAGAGUCACGCGGCGGUGGCGAUCGCCGCAGGUGAGAAUGCGACGCCGCAACUUUACCGCACGCAGUCGGCGCAUGGCAAGAUUGGGCACGCGGACGGUGGGGGUGGUGGCGGCGGUGGUGGUGGCGGUAGCGGUUUUGGUGGUGGUGCGCCUGCUGCUCAGCAUCCGCUCGGCGCUCAGCAGCUGCCCGCCAAGGGCGCCGGCUUUGCGGCGACGGCGGGGCAGGCGGCACUCGCGUGGCACGGCUACCCCACGAUGCCGCGACUCCGCUCGGCGGAGAGAGGCGGGGAGGUACCGGGGUCGCCGGGCCAGCAGCUCGUGAGGCCCGGCAGCCCUGCCGCACACGCAGGUGCACAGCGCUUGGGUGGUGGUGCUAAUGGUGGGGUGGUGGUGGUACUUUCGUGAGUGGUGGUACUAGUGGUCAGUCAACCCAUAGCACCUGCGUCUGUCCCGUGACCUCCCGCAAGCGGGCGUUGGAUGCUUCACGUGGCCUCAAAGUGCGCACAGUCUGGCACAAGCACCAUCAUGACGUCACCGCCAAUUAGUGGCAAAUGGCGGGUUGUUGCUAGUGGUGGUGGUUCUAGUGUUUUUUUGCGGUGGUGUGUGGUGGUGGUUGCGGUGGUAGUUGCGGUGGUUGUGGUAAUUGUGGUGUACUCAUACUCUUUGGUUUUUUCGGUAAA